Molecule: messenger RNA, 3251 nt
Organism: Bubalus bubalis (water buffalo)
Lineage: Eukaryota; Metazoa; Chordata; Mammalia; Artiodactyla; Bovidae
Product: endogenous retrovirus group V member 1 Env polyprotein
Exons: 2
Coding region: 961-2013 (350 amino acids)
Source: RefSeq, a predicted model, not a curated record
CUGCCGGGUGGUCCCCAUCUUGACACACACACACACAUACACACUGCCGGGUGGUCCCAAUCCUGACACACACACACACACACACACACACACACUCUGCAGCGCUGCCCCCUCGCCUCCAGGAAGGACAAAAUAAGGCAGCUGAAACAACCCUUCCCCCCCUUUCUAAAUGGCCGGGGAAGGCAUCCUGAGACCGGGGACAGAAUGCUUUAGUGGGUGGAACCUGGCGUGACCCCAUUCUCCAUACAAGGAAACUGAGGCCCAGAAACACGACGUGUCGACACAGGUGCUAACUGGUAACAAAAGGGAGCAAAUGCUCGGCGUCCGCAAUGUGUGUACAGCUUGCCAGAGGCACUGUAAACAUGAUACUGUCUAAUUCUGGACGAGUUUAUUCUUUUUUAAACUUGUGCUUUCCCUUCUGUCUUUUUGUUACCCCGUAUUUUAAAAGCUCCAUGUCUUAAGUGUAUUGUUGCCGUUUAUUGGAAUAAGUGGUCGGUGUCCUUGUUCUGACUUGCCCGGCUGUGCCGUCCCCAGCCCACCCGCGUCUCUAACGCGACUGUACUAACUGGGGAUUAAUGGGCGGCCAAACGUAAGAUGAUUUACACCCCCUCCCCUUUACCUGUGAGUUUGCAGCUGGUGUCAUCUCAUCUCUCAUUCUUUUUUGUAUAUGCCUGAGUGGCUUCUUCCCCGCCUCAGAAGAGAUUUGCUAAAUAAACUGGGAGUUAGUAUACUCUUAGAACCAGGCUACAACGGAAGAACACACCUGUGAGCCAGUUGAAGACCUGAGAUACUUAUGCAGAAGAAAAGCACCACCAACUGAUGAGUAAAAAGUGAUGCAUUAGGCUGGACUUCUGGUUGCUUAUUUUGUCAUUGCAUUUUUGGUCACAUAUUCCUGGUUUGCUCAGCCACCCCCUCCGGAUAAGCAGUUUUGGACCCUCAGAGCCUAGAAGACCAGAACCGAUGACAGGAUGGGAAACAUGGACUCUUCUCCUGGCCCUUCUCCUAAGGAGGGGUUGGGGACAAAACAACGAGGAGAAGGGAACCUGGAGAGAGAACUCAGUCGUCAACUUCUCCAGCAUGUUGGCCUCAGGAAAUAAUCUCUCCAGUUGUUGGACCUGUCAUCCCCACCCACAAGAGGGGAUUCCUCAGCUCCAGAUUGUGCCGGUAGAUGAGGAUGUUAAUCUCACCCUGACUUCUGAACCGGUUAGGAACACACUGCUUCUAAUAGUGGAUCUUGAAGAUCACGAGGAAAUGGGGUGUGUAGAGCUUACAGACACUUGGAACCAAACGGGUCUCUGGAUCAAGCGGCCCUUUCUCUGCACAGGGCAAGGAAAACCCUGUUGCCCCUGCCAGACAGAUGCCUGCCUUAUUGAUGGAGGAAGCUCACUGUCUAUUUAUCCAAUGUCAUUUUCCACGUUAAGCUCCUCCUGCACCCCUAACCAGACUCACUGGUGUGUGGACUCAUCUCUGCUCUCCCCAGGCACCCAGCCCAACACAUCUUGUACGCAUUGGAGAGGAACAGCAGCCCCGGCCUGGAGGCUCACCUAUCAGACCCCCUCUGCUUUCAGCGAUGAGGAGGAAAUAGAGGAAAACUCAGAACUAGAUGGGGGACUGCUAGAAGGAGGGCCUUUGUCCCCCAGGUGCAGUAAUGCCCCUCGUUGGGGUGCCCUUUUACGUCAAUGGUUUAAUUCUACUUCACCCCGCCAAGCUUGUACCCCUGCCGGAUAUCUAUUCCUCUGUGGUCCACCGCAGAAUAAACUACCCUUUGAAGGGAGCCCAAAUUCCUCCUUCUCCUGGCCUCUCCGAGCAAUGGCCUACCCAUGCUUAGACAAUGUUCACUUCCGAGGAGAAUGCACUUUGGGCCGAUUAGGCACUAAAGGACUAAGCACCACUGCAUAUAAUAAUGCCACCUCUCAAAACAGACAUAACUGGGUACUCAGACUAGUCCUGGCAGGAAUUGGGGCAGCCAUAGGUCUGGCUGCCCCUUGGGGGGUUUUGCCUAUCAUGAAAUAAUCUUAAGAAACCUCACACAGGCCAUAGAAAACCUGGUCUCAAAAAACGGUGAUGGGAAUUCCCCGGUGGUCCAGUGGUCAGGACUCCAUGCUUUCACUGCCAAGGGUGCAGGUUCAAUCCCUGGUCAGGGAACGAAGAUCCUGCUUGAUAUGCCUGGUGCAGCCAAAAAAAACAACUGGUGAUGCCUUUAAGGGGUCUCCAAGAGUCCCCAGAUUCUUAGCCAAUGUUGUAUUUGACAAUAACCCUGGAUCAUCUUCUGGAUGAACAAGGGGGUGUCUAUGCAGUGAUUAACAAAACUUGUAGAACAUGCAUCAACAACUCAGCGGAAGUUGAAAUAAAUACUCAGGAAAUUUAUGAACAUUUAAAUGGCUACGUGGGUUCAGCUACCCCACUGCCCAAACUAUAUGGGACUCAGUCAAAGGCUUCAUCCUAUUUCAUUCCUUGGUUCUUGCCUCUCCUGGGCCCUCUAGUGGUGCUAGUUCUUUUGCCAUUAUUCAGAGCCUGCCUGUUUAAUCUUUAGUUAGAUUUGUGUCUUCCAUGCUUCAACAGUUCCAAGUGAGGCUCCUGAUGGCCCAAGGAUUUAAACCCAUUCCUAGAAGGUGACCCUGGUCCCUAUAGGUCUUUGGAACAGUCAGCGAGGGACUUCUGCACCUCUCGGCUAGGCUAGGGUCUCGGCAGGAAGAAGCUCCAGAAGAAGAGACAUUCGGCUCCUUGACCCUUAAGAACAAAGGGUGUAGAACCCCUCAAAGGAAGAUGAGAUCAGCUGGGAUCUUGGGUCAUCUGCCAGGACACUUGCCCCUGGACAGCGCCUCCUUGAACAACAGGAAGCUGGCAUCCGUAGACUGACCAAGGGGUGAAGCUUCCUUAAACAACAUGGUGCUGAAGGUGAUAAGUUAACUGCAAGUGAUUAAAAACAACCUCACGCCUGUGCAGUAGGGCGAUGUUGACCACUACACACCCUUCCCAGUGGCGGUAGUCUGCAAGUCUGCCAUUUUGAAGUGCUAAUGCAGAAAGCAAAAAACUGUGCACAAUUUAUUCAUAUGGCACUGCCAAGGAGGAGGGACAGACCACCUGAGCCAUGCCCCCUGCCUGGACUGCAGGUCCAUUCCCACCGUCACCCCAUGUAAGGACCCAGGGAGCUCUUUGUGAAGGAGCAGAUAGGCAAGGACACCUGAUCCUUGCCUUUCUUCCCUUGUGCUGCAGUGUGAGCUGCCAUAAAACCUUGUCGGAAAUUCUCA